CGAGCUUCGAAAGGGCGGGAAAGGCGGUUGGAGAGGGAGGGGCGAGCGGUUACUCACUCCAUGGCUGUGGAACAGAGAGGCGGCGGCGGCCUCCGCUGAAGAAAGAAGGCGGUAGCGAAGAGCGCAAGCGCGGUUGCAGACACCGAGGGAUUUGCUCUGGGAGUCAGAGUAGCCGCUGCCGCCGGAAUCUGGAGCCAUGAGCGGGUUUAAUUUUGGAGGCACUGGGGCCCCCACAGGCGGGUUCACGUUUGGCACCGCAAAGACGGCAACAACCACGCCUGCUACCGGCUUCUCUUUCUCGACGUCUGGCACUGGCGGGUUUAACUUUGGGACUCCCUCCCAGCCAGCUGCAAGCACCCCUUCUACUGGCCUGUUCUCGCUCACCACCCAAGCUCCAGCGACACAGACCCCAGGGUUCAGUUUUGGAACCACAACUCCUGCUACGGGAGGAACGGGAUUCUCCUUAGGGAUCAGCGCUCCGAAGCUAAACCUGAGCAAUGCAGCCGCCACCCCAGCCACUGCUCACCCUGGCGGCUUUGGGCUCGGCGGCAGCACCCUCACCAACGCCAUCUCGAGCACGGUCACCUCCAGCCAGAGCACAGCACCCGCUGGCUUUGUGUUCGGCUCCACCACCACCUCUGCCGCUCCGUCCACCACACCGGGGGGAUUCUCGUUCACAGGCGGAAGCACGUCCCAGAGCGGGACCUCUGGUUUCAGUAUUGGCUCCAUGGGGAGUUUGGCCCAGCCCACGGCCCUGGGCGGACUGCCCUUCACUCCCGCCACGCCGGCAACCACUGGAGCAGGAGCCACUCAGCCAGCUGCUCCUGCACCCGCCGCGGCCACCACCAGUGCCGGGCCCACGCUGUUCGCCUCGCUAGCGACCGCUCCAGCCUCUUCCACCACCACCGGGCUUUCCCUUUGUACCCCGUCGACCACAGCUGCGGCACCCGGGGCCGGGACGCUGGGCUUCAGCUUAAAGGCCCCCGGGGCGGCUUCUACCUCCUCCACGACAACAUCCACUGCCACUGCCACCACUGCCACAGCCACCACCACGGCGGCCACCACCACCACCGGCUUUGCCUUGAAUCUGAAGCCACUGGCACCGGCCGGGAUCGCCAGCAACGCACCGGCUGCCGCGACCGUGCCUCCUGGCUCCGGUGCGCCCACGGGGGCGUCCGCCAGUCCCGUGAUGACCUACGCCCAGCUGGAGAGUCUGAUCAACAAGUGGAGCCUGGAGCUGGAGGACCAGGAGCGGCACUUUUUGCAGCAGGCCACACAGGUCAACGCCUGGGACCGCACGCUGAUCGAGAAUGGGGAGAAGAUCACUACCCUCCACCGCGAGGUGGAGAAAGUGAAGCUGGACCAGAAGAGGCUGGACCAAGAGCUCGACUUCAUCCUGUCUCAGCAGAAGGAGCUGGAAGACCUGCUGAGCCCGCUGGAGGAGUCGGUCAAGGAGCAGAGCGGGACCGUCUACCUGCAGCACGCCGACGAGGAGCGCGAGAAAACCUACAAGCUCGCCGAGAACAUCGACGCGCAGCUGAAGCGCAUGGCCCAAGACCUCAAGGACAUCAUCGAGCACCUGAACACGUCUGGAGGUCCCGCCGACACCAGCGACCCCCUGCAGCAGAUCUGCAAGAUCCUCAACGCGCACAUGGACUCGCUGCAGUGGAUCGACCAGAACUCGGCCCUGCUGCAGAGGAAGGUGGAGGAGGUGACCAAGGUGUGCGAGGGGCGUCGCAAAGAGCAGGAGCGCAGCUUCCGGAUCACGUUCGACUGAGCUGCCGGCCGUCUUCAGGGCCCGUGGGUUCCGAGGGUGUUGGGGGCAGUGGGCGCCGCGUAAUUAUUGUCUGGUUUUUGGUUGCAGUGAAUACUUGUUUGCUCCUUUCUUCAAACGACUGUGCUGUUGAGAACAGUUCUGUGGUCUGGCAUUUUGCAUUAGUAAAAAGAGAAAUAUUCCAAGCACUCUGGCCCUGACAGCAGCCUAGUGGGUGUGGUUUCUUUUGUGUAUCUUUUGCGUAUCCCAGACCCCAUCACCUACAACAGCACCCUCCCCAUCCUUCUUGGCUCCAGCCAGGUGCUGGAGAAGUGCUGAUUCGCACAAACACCAUCCGUCUCCCAGCAGGGUCCGCUAAGCGGCCACUUGUCCAACACAUAGUCGUAGGUGCAGUGAAAAGUCUCCGUCUUCGAGGAGACAGCAUCCUCGUAUGAGGUGUGUGCGUGUGGAAAUUCACCACCAGUGCAAAGAAGGGACGUGUGAAUAGAACCGACCGUUGGAUGUAGAAUUUCAAAGGAGGAAGGACAGGUCAGAUGAGGGACUUAAAUGAGGUGUUGAGAAAAGGGUCAGACUCGAACCGAGAGGUCUUCACUUUGCCUGGCUGACAUGCCUCCUGACUGUCCAGGUCUCCUUAUCUUAGGCCUCACCUCCUCCAGGAAGCCCUCUCGGCCACCCCAAAAGCUGGGUCAGAUGGCUGUCCUGUGGUCCCUGCACCACACUGAGCUCACAGCUUUGAUAACACUCGCCACGUGAUCUUAGGCCAACCGGUUACUGCCUCACCAUAAGAGUGUGAGCCCCUGCGGGCAAGGAGCGUUCCUCAUUCCCUUUUGUGACCUCAGCACCAUCCCUCACAUUUGCGAAUGAAUGAACAACAGAGAUAAAAAAACAGCAUAAAAUGUUCAUCCACAAAAUGGCCUGCUGAAAUGGCCACGGGUGCCAGAGGCGGCCACAGACUUGGUUCUGAACUUGACCAACGCUAAAGCAAACCUAGUUAGUUACAGUGAGAUCCAGUGUCCAGAAGAACAGAAGGCAACCAGUUGUAUCCCGUGUCUUUUGUAUUUGUCUUUACAGUUUGCUGCACUGUCUGAAAUACCUGUGACUGUAUGUUGCUUUCCUAAAUAAAAUUUAUUGUGGAACAAAAAAGAUGCCAUUAACGUGGAUAACUUAGAAGGCUGGGUAAAAAGAGCAGGUUCCAGGUAAAAACCGCAUGAAGUGGCCGUUUGUCUGGAACUCAGAAACCAGCAGAACUAGACGACGCAUUUAGGCCCGCCUCUGUGCCAAAACGCAAGUGGUAUGUUCCUCUGGUGCUGACGGCAGAGGAGGGACACAUGGGAGAGUGUGUGCAGGUGACGUUCUAGGUUAUAUCUUAGAUACACAUCAACGUUCAGUCCUUUGCCAUCGUCCCGAAGGCGGUAGCUCCGCAGCAGCGGGUGCCAUGGGCAGCGUCCCUCUCCAUUACCUGGGGCUAGCUGGAGGGUGCUCGUUGUGCUUCAGAGGUGGAAAGCAGGUAAAGCCGGGAUGCGGAUUUGUUCGGGUCAUUUCCACAUGCCCAACAUUGUGCCUCUUGUCCCCAGCUCCCGUAGGCAAGAAUGACGCCCAGCAGUUGGAUCUGAUCUCCUGCUGCGGGGUGGAGAGUCUGUCCGUCCGGCCUUUGCCUCGCUGAGCCUGCUUUUUGCUAAGGAAUGCCCAAAGCUUAUUCCUGGAGACCUGUGGUCCAGUUGCCCAAAGUCAUGACCAUAAGUCGUUUCACAUCUUUGGCUUCCCAGAACAAGUGUCUUGCAAAAGCCACAGCAGAGGGAGAAGGGAGCCCCCAGACUAAACCACUUGAUUCUCUCUAAAAGCUCCCCACCACCUUCCUGGCAAGUUGGCCUUCAGAACCUCCGCGACCCGUAUCUGACCCCUCUCCCUGAAGGGGGAGGUGGGAUGGGGCAGCCUCAAGUCCCCCUAGAAAGUAGGAAGUAGUUCGUAUUUUAUACACAUUUAUUCAUUCAACACCCAUUUUUGGAGCACCUGCUAAAUAGCUGGCCUGGCAUCGGGGUCACAAAAAUGGGAUGGUGUUUCUGCCCACACACAGGUUGCUGGCAGGGGCCAGACAGUCGUGCUAAGAUUUCCCCUGAGCUUGCAUUUCAAAUGUAUAUCAUUUGCCUGUUUUGCAUAUUAAACGCUCAUAAAACUUAA
Molecule: messenger RNA, 3952 nt
Organism: Prionailurus viverrinus (fishing cat)
Lineage: Eukaryota; Metazoa; Chordata; Mammalia; Carnivora; Felidae
Gene: NUP62
Product: nucleoporin 62
Exons: 2
Coding region: 197-1777 (526 amino acids)
Biological process (GO): RNA export from nucleus; protein import into nucleus
Cellular component (GO): nuclear pore central transport channel; nuclear pore
Molecular function (GO): phospholipid binding; structural constituent of nuclear pore
Source: RefSeq, a predicted model, not a curated record